AACUCUUUUUUAAUAGGUGAUCGAUCAUACACACUCGGACACACCCGUCGACAUCCAAAAACGUAGUGGCACAAACACAAUUCGGUUAAAAAUAAGCAUAUUCCCUCCCUCGUUCUUUUCCAAUCUAUCUCUCCCUUAAUUUGCAGUUCGCUCUGUAUCCGUGUGUGUGUGUGUUUUUUUUCCGUUACAGACUUUCGCACCUUUCUUUUUCCUUCUCAACGUUUCCAACGUCAGCUAGAGAAAAAGAGAGUGAGAGAGCCACACAGGGACAGAGUGAGCCCGAGAAAAUCCGAGGCCUUUUUCCUGGAAAUCGUAGCGGAGGAGGAGAGAUGGAUCUGUGGGCCUUGCAUGUCAAGAACACCACUCGAACCCCUAUCUUGCUCCGAAACUCGUCUCCCGAGAUACCCAUAUGCUUGAACCUGGGAAAAAAAGUCAAUUCUUUCCGCAAAGUUGGGGAUUGUGGGUUCUUUGAGAUCAGGGUUUUGAGAAAGCGCAGGGUUUUCACUUCUUCUUCGUUGGUUAUCAGAGCUAUGGCGAAGAAGAAUCACGAAAACUCCGGAAACGGUGAUCGAUCUAUUCCAGAAGGAGAUGGUGUGAAAAAGAACAAUUCUUCUGAUGGCAACAAAUCCAAUGACGCUGCUUCCAAUAAAUCACACCGUAUAAAAUUGGACUGGAGAGAGUUUAGAGCAAAUUUAUUUGCUCGGGAACAGUCAGAGAAGCCAGAGUCUGAUGCUCACGGUGAAGGUGUGAAACCCCACGAGUCCAAAUCUCUCGGCCUAAAAUGGGCCCAUCCUAUUCCAGUUCCUGAAACUGGCUGUGUCCUUGUUGCCACAGAAAAGCUUGAUGGAGUGCGAACUUUUGAAAGAACCGUUGUUCUCCUUCUCAGAUCUGGAACCAGACACCCACAAGAAGGCCCAUUUGGAGUCGUCAUCAACCGCCCUCUUAACAAAAAAAUCAAACACAUGAAACCCAGUAAUCUUGAUCUAGCAAGCACUUUUUCUGAUUGUUCCUUGCAUUUUGGAGGUCCUCUUGAGGCAAGCAUGUUUUUGUUAAAAACCGGAGAAAAAUCCAAGCUUCCUGGGUUUGAGGAGGUGAUCCCUGGCCUCUGCUUUGGCGCUCGAAACAGUUUGGAUGAAGCUGCGGGGCUGGUAAAGAAGGGUGUUCUUAAGCCUCAGGAUUUCAGGUUCUUUGUCGGUUAUGCUGGGUGGCAGCUGGACCAAUUGAGAGAGGAGAUUGAAUCUGACUACUGGUAUGUGGCUGCUUGCAGCUCAAACCUGAUCAGUGGGGGUCUAUCUGAUUCUUCAUCAGAAGGUUUAUGGGAGGAGAUUUUGCAGCUAAUGGGCGGUCCCUACUCAGAAUUGAGCCGGAAGCCUAAGCAAGAUAUGUAGUUAUUGGACGAGUCUAUGGAUGCUUACUAAAUAAAAAUCCAAUCCAAGAGUUGUAGCGAUACGUGUAAUCAAACUCUUGAGUAAAGCCAAUUGUAUAGGAAGUUCUCUGGCUCUUCAAUUCCAUAGAUCUUUCCGUUUCUGAGCAA
Molecule: messenger RNA, 1534 nt
Organism: Carya illinoinensis
Lineage: Eukaryota; Viridiplantae; Streptophyta; Magnoliopsida; Fagales; Juglandaceae
Product: UPF0301 protein MAB_4928c-like
Exons: 3
Coding region: 330-1388 (352 amino acids)
Source: RefSeq, a predicted model, not a curated record